AUGCCUCCCAAGAUUGAGGCCAAGGAGAUUGAGACGUACUGGAACAUAUUCUCCGACCGGACGGGCGGCGGCCAGUACCUGACGGGCGAACAAGCCGCGCCGGUGCUGAAGAACAGCGGCCUGCGCGACGACCAGCUGGAACGGGUAUGGGACCUGGCCGACGUCGACAACGAUGGCAACCUCGACUUUGAGGAGUUUUGCGUCGCCAUGCGCGUCAUCUUUGACGUCCUGAAUGGGGAAUAUGCCGAUGUGCCCAAGUCGCUGCCGGACUGGCUCGUCCCCGAGUCCAAGGCUCACCUCGUGCAGGCCAGCCGCGCCAUCACGGGCAAGCAGCCGCAGUUUGAGCAGGUCGAGGACGACUCGGACGACCAGGGGCUCAAGGACGGAUUCGACUGGUACAUGAGCCCGCAGGACAAGGCCAAGUACGAGCAAAUCUACCAGGAGAACCGCGACAUGCGGGGCGAGCUAUCAUUCAAUGCCCUCGAAGACCUGUACGGCUCGCUCGACGUGCCCGAUACCGACAUCCGCUCGGCGUGGAACCUCGUCAACCCGUCCGCCGGCUCUACCAUCAACAAGGAUGCCUGUCUCGCGUUCCUGCACAUCCUCAACAACCGCCACGAGGGGUUCCGCAUCCCGCGCACCGUGCCCGCGUCCCUGCGGUCGAGCUUCGAGCGUAACCAGAUAGACUAUCAGCUCGACAACCAACGGACGGGUGCGGCUUCGCGGUGGGCAGCCAAGGCUGACGACAACACGGCCACGGGGCGCAAAGCCAAGUUCGGCGACCAGUACCUGACGAGGCUCGGCCGGAGCGGGUUCAAGGCGACGGGAACCGACUUUUCGACGGAGAAGACAGAGGACUGGGAGGAGGUGCGGUUGAAGCGCCAGCUACAGGACCUCGACGCCAAGAUCCAAAAGGUCGAGGAUAUUGCCGAGCGGCGGAAGGGCGGCAAGCGGGACUCCAAGCCGGCGCUCGUCAAGAGGGAGCUGGACCAGCUGCUGGACUACAAGCGCAAAGAGCUGCGGGAGCUGGAGGAGGGCAAGGGGAAGAGCGCGGCGGGGAGCGGUCUCAAGAGCAUAUCCGACGACCUGCAGACGGUGCGGGAGCAGGUGGAGGGGCUGGAGACGCACCUGCGGUCGAGGCAGGACGUGUUGGACGACCUGCGGAGGCAGAUUGACGCGGAGAAGGCGGGUUAG
Molecule: messenger RNA, 1194 nt
Organism: Purpureocillium lilacinum
Lineage: Eukaryota; Fungi; Ascomycota; Sordariomycetes; Hypocreales; Ophiocordycipitaceae
Product: endocytosis defective-protein
Biological process (GO): endocytosis; endosomal transport; actin filament organization
Cellular component (GO): cytoplasm; plasma membrane
Molecular function (GO): calcium ion binding; protein binding
Source: RefSeq, a predicted model, not a curated record